GAGAAAUCAUCGGGGGCCAUGAGGCCAAGCCUCACUCUCAUCCCUACAUGGCACAUCUUGGGAACUGUGGGGGUUUCCUUGUGCGUGAGGACAUUGUGUUGACAGCAGCUCACUGCUGUAAAAGUCUCUGCAACUCAACUAAUGUCACCCUGGGAGCCCACAACAUCAAGCAGAAGGAGAAGACCCAGCAGACCAUCCGGGUGAAAAACCCCAUAUUCCACCCAGGCUAUAUUAGUUCUUCACACUGGAAUGACAUCAUGUUACUGCAGCUGGAGAAGAAGGCCAAACUGAAUGAUGCCGUGAGCACCAUUAGUCUGCCCUCAAUGACAGACCAGGUGAAGCCAGGGAUGGUGUGCACUGUGGCCGGAUGGGGGCGUCUGGAUGUAUAUACCAAAGGUGAUGGGAAAUUGCACGAGGCAGAGCUUGAAAUCCAGGCGAACAACAAAUGCACCUCUCGCUACCCACAUUACAACAGCACCAUCCAGAUGUGUGUGGGGGACCCAAAAAAGAUUCAGACUUCUUAUAAGGGGGAUUCUGGGGGCCCCCUCAUAUGUAACAACAAGGCCCAAGGCAUUGUCUCCUACGGAUCAACCUGUGCAAACCCUCCAAGAGUCUACACCAGGAUCUCGAACUUCUUGCCCUGGAUAGAAAGCACAAUGAGAUGCUUGAAACUUCUGAGACCAGACUGAGGCACCCCAGAAUUGAUCCGUCCAUUUUCUCUGGGGCACAGGCCAAUACUGCAUUGGGCAGACAGGGUGGCGGAAACUGGGGCAUACACUUAAUAAACUUC
Hipposideros armiger (great roundleaf bat) is the source of this 790-nucleotide messenger RNA. Its product is annotated as duodenase-1-like. Gene Ontology annotation, molecular function: serine-type endopeptidase activity. Gene Ontology annotation, cellular component: intracellular membrane-bounded organelle; cytoplasm. Gene Ontology annotation, biological process: proteolysis. The annotation marks the transcript as partial. Lineage: Eukaryota; Metazoa; Chordata; Mammalia; Chiroptera; Hipposideridae. The transcript has 4 exons. The record is from RefSeq and is a predicted model, not a curated record.